This is a messenger RNA of Drosophila busckii, 590 nucleotides long. Its product is annotated as C-type lectin 37Db. Bases 75 to 554 code for a protein of 159 amino acids. NCBI's taxonomy places the organism in Eukaryota, Metazoa, Arthropoda, Insecta, Diptera, Drosophilidae. The record is from RefSeq and is a predicted model, not a curated record. The transcript has 2 exons. Gene Ontology annotation, molecular function: signaling receptor activity.
UUGAGCUAUAAAAGCUGCGCUCGGUUCAGUCAGAAAUCAGUUUAAUUCAAACAAUCAACUGAAAAGCUUAAGCAAUGAAUCCUGCUCUAAGUCUAAUCUUCCUCUUCGGCCUAGUGCUUGCCUUUGCGGCAUCUGCCCAGGCACUCACUGACUGCCCUCAUGGUUUCACUGCCUUGGGCGACAAGUGUAUUUUAGUCUCCCGGGAAAAGAAAUCCUGGUAUGACGCCAAUCGUAGAUGUCGCGCUCUGAAGGCCAAUUUGUUGGUAUUCGAUAGCCUUAUGGAUGCUGAUCAGAUGAAGACCUACUUGAAGCGCCAGGGCCUCGAGUUCGACCGUUAUGAGAACGCCCUGUGGACUGCAAUCAAUGAUAUUGGCAGGAAUGGCGAAUUCAUCGUGGAGCACACUGGCAACCCGAUGCCAUUUGACAACUGGGAGAUUGGACAGCCCGAUCGUGCCGGCAAUCAGGAUUGCGUGGCUACUUACGGCGCAAACGAGCUGCGCUAUCACGAUUUCCAAUGUGAUUUUAAGCUCAUGUACGUCUGCAUCGGCGUGUAAUUGAGUCCUUGAUGCUGCUCUAGAUGAAUUCACAGU